AUGGAAGCUGUUCAAUCCAAGUUUGCUGGAAUGUCAAAUCAUCUAGGAAUAUUUAAAGAACCUCGUGGGUUAAUUCGUGUCUUUCAAGUUAUAUUCGCCAUACUUGCUAUUGCAACAGCAUGUAAUGGUCGUUCUUCAGUGGCACUUAACGUUGGCGGUGUAACAAAUGCAGUAACAACAACUUGGUCAUAUCCUUAUAAAUUAGCGAACACUGCAGUAAUAAGAACAUCUGACCGCGCUGUUUUAAGUUCAAUAUCUACCGGAAAUGAUCCAGAAUCAGCUGCUGAAUUCUUUGUAUUUACUGGCAGUACAUCAUUGAUAUUAUCACUUGCAUUUAUAUUUCUUUAUGUUUUUAUGCAUGAGCAAUAUAUUAAUAAAGAUCUUUAUCCUGUUAUUGAUUUUACUAUAACAAUGAUAUGGACUAUUUUUUGGAUUGCUGGAAGUUCAGCAUGGGCACAAGCUGUAACGAGUAUUCGUACACAGACUGCCUGGGAAAAUAUUCGACAACGUUCUGGUCUUUGUCAAACAACACCAUGUUCAUAUUCAGUUUCUGGUAAUUAUGCAAAUAUAAUUGUAUCAGUUAUUUUCGGUUAUUUAAAUUUCAUACUAUGGGCUGGUAGUACUUGGUUUAUUUUUAAAGAAACAAGAUUUUUCAAAGGUCGUACUUUACCACAACAACCACAACCUCAACCACAUACAUAUUCCGAUAUGGGUUCACCAACUAUGCCACAACCAUCAUAUAUUCGAUCACCAGGUCAAUAA
Adineta steineri is the source of this 762-nucleotide messenger RNA. Lineage: Eukaryota; Metazoa; Rotifera; Eurotatoria; Adinetida; Adinetidae. The record is from the annotation of a GenBank genome assembly.